Molecule: messenger RNA, 1851 nt
Organism: Hyaloscypha bicolor E
Lineage: Eukaryota; Fungi; Ascomycota; Leotiomycetes; Helotiales; Hyaloscyphaceae
Product: ankyrin
Exons: 2
Coding region: 200-1741 (513 amino acids)
Molecular function (GO): protein binding
Source: RefSeq, a predicted model, not a curated record
GGCUGAUCAGUGAAGCAGGCAGCCUCGAAAGGAGAUAAUAAAAUGAAAGGGCCGCCUCAGAUCUUCAUUAAUCCAUCCAUUGAUAUAUUUCGACUUGCGAACGCAUACUGCCAAAUUUCUUACAAACAACACGCCGCUCACGCCUGCUGCCUGGCCAAUUCCGUUGAUCGCUUUGCUGCAUUCGCCCAAGCUUGUCAUCAUGAGCAGACUUGAUUCUGAAGUUGUUGCCAGCCAGGCGCCGUUGUACGACGAACCACAAGCACCGCCUUACGUUCUCCACCGACAUGGUCCUCCAUCCGAUGAGAUCGAGAGUCUCCCGGUCUAUACCGAGGAACACGACCCCAACGCACCUAUCGUAAUUCGGGACCUCAACAAUAUCCUAGGAGAUCCAAGCCGAGCAAAGGAGAAUGAUGUAGCGGUAUGGCGGAGAUACAUUGAUGGCCUUGGAGGAAAGCAGACAGAAAAGGAGCGAGAGUUUGCCGAGCGAUGCAUAAUUAAGCACUUCUGGUCAGCAAUCGCAGCAGGACAAGAAGAUGUGAUAGCUCUGUUAAUUGAGAAUCACCUUGUGACAGUGAACACGAAAAUGAUGGGCAUGACCCCGCUGCUAAUGGCGGUUUCUGAGAAGAAUGUGAAAGUUGUACAACAGCUUUUGGAAUUGGGAGCAGAGCCCAACGAGUUUGGUAAUCCAGAAAAGCAUUGGCACUGGAUCUCGUUUGAGAGAUAUAGGGCCGAGACUGAGCCUACUAUAGACAUAGCUACAUUUCGGACGCCCUUGCAGUUGGCUGCUUCCAUUGGUCACUUGGUGCUCGUCAAACUUCUCAUGGAGCAAUACCACUGCGAUGACUCACUGAUUGCUCCCGACGGACAAAUUGCCCUCCGGCUCGCAGCUGAAAAUGGUCAUCGCGAAGUAGUCGACUAUCUACCAGCCCGACGCGGAGGAGGAUUCCGAAGAUGGAAGCAUAAGAAUAUGACUGCAAUCCGACGCGCAAAGAAGGCAGCUACCGGAAUCGGGAAGUUCGUGAAGUUCUUCGUUUGGGAUAUCGAGAAAUUCUUUUUGUGGAGUGUACCAAAACAUUUGAUCAUCCAGCCUCUAGCGAAAGCAUCUGCUUGGUGUUGGAAGCAUCGGAGGGAGUUUGGACCCUGGUGUAUGCAUCAGCUAAGGGAGACGCCAGUAAGAGUGGUAAAAUUCGUGAAGUGGAUUGGGAAAGCAAUUAGGGGAACUGGAAAAUGGCUCUGGAAAGUCAUCCAGGGGAUUCCAGAGGUGAUCAAGGAUAUCGCUGGAUGGAUUUGGAAACUGGUGACAGUGAAACUUCCAAAGGCAGUGGCACUUUUGGCUCGAUGGAUCGCAAAUGGAUUGACUUCGUUGGCCAAAGUUGUCUGGAAUGCGAUCUUGAGGAUCAUUUCUUUUCUGUCGACCGUCGUUACAGCGAUUGUCUCCUUCUUCCGAAGCCUGACCUUGAAGGAUAUCUGGAAUGGGUUUUGUGAUGUACUGAGGGAAGUCUUUAUUACUUUGCCAAAACUCAUCUGGUCGUGGAUUAUGUCUUUUGGGGACGCAAGCUAUAAGAUGAUGAAGCUCAUUCUGGGUGAGCUAGGGGAGAUACUGUGGUGCAUUGGCUAUGGGCUCUUGUGGGUGGUGACUUUCAUACCGAGGAAAUUAUGGAUAAUCUUGCAGAGCUUUGGCGGUGUGAUGGCGAAGGCUGGAUACGAAAUGAGAGUUUGGAUGGACCCAAAGGCAAGAUGAGAUUGAUUGAGCUUAAUAACUUCAUUACAACAGGAAAUAAUUCUUAUCAAUAGCCGCGCACUCGGUGGUAUGAAAGACUUUAACCCGAUAACUUGCGAUGGAGUGUCUGG